Molecule: messenger RNA, 2140 nt
Organism: Oryctolagus cuniculus (rabbit)
Lineage: Eukaryota; Metazoa; Chordata; Mammalia; Lagomorpha; Leporidae
Gene: PDSS2
Product: decaprenyl diphosphate synthase subunit 2
Biological process (GO): ubiquinone biosynthetic process; isoprenoid biosynthetic process
Cellular component (GO): mitochondrion; transferase complex
Molecular function (GO): prenyltransferase activity
Source: RefSeq, a predicted model, not a curated record
GGCUGGACCCCCGAGGGUCCGAGGCUGCUAAUCUGAAGACACUCCUUAGUGUCUUCCCACGGCACCCUGCCACCUUCCGCCGAGGGCUCAGCCAGCUAAGCAGCCCGCCACGAGUCAUUAUUCUUCUGGGAUUUUACCACUUCGCGUUCCACCGCUGAGCCCUGGCCCACGGCCGUAGCCGCCACGCAGCCCGCGAGACGGCCUCCACGGUGGUCCAGGGUUACUACCGGGGGCCGGAGGUGAGCGGCGACAAAAGGCUUCCAGAAGCGAGCGCCUCUGACUGUCCCCGGGGACUCGUCACACAGAUGUCUCUGCAAGCCCGUGUCUUCCUCCAGUCACCACCGGAGAAAGGGUCGGGAGAAGCCUUCAGGCGGUCCAGCUCCAAAGCUCCGCCCCACGGGGGUGGGGGAGGAGCGUCCCGGCUGCGCCGUAAAGUAGGGAGCGCGCUUUGCCGCUCCUUUAUCUUUACGGCAGGCCGUAAUCCACGCCGCCAAUAUGGCGUCCCCCACAUAGGCAGGGACCGUGGUUUCUAUCCUAGGUGGCCCAGGUCAGUGCUGAGCUGGUGCUCCCCGUUUAUCCAGCCCCGGCCACAGAAGGUAUCAGUCAAAGUUCAUUUCGGCCUCUGGAAGCCACACCCUGACGAGGGUCAGGAGUCGCCGCUUCUUUAUAGUUCCUGCAGAUUCCUCCUCUGCCCCGGUUGGUUUCCCGCGCCACCUCUGCGGACACCUGAAGUCUCUGACUUGCAUAGUCAAACCAUGAGUCUUCGGCAGUUGCAGUUACGCUUGCCCCGUUGUCUCGGAGCCUCGGGUCCCCCGCGGCGCUUGUGGUCCCGGCCCCUCGACACCGUCUUAGGGUGUAGACACCAUCUCCUCCUGGGCUCCUGCCGAGCGCAGUCCUCCAGGUCCCCGGCCCACUGGAACCAGGUGGUGUCAGAGGCGGAGAAGAUAGUGGGCUACCCCACGUCCUUCAUGAGCCUCCGCUGCCUGCUGAGUGACGAGCUCAGCAACAUCGCCAUGCAGGUGCGGAAGCUGGUGGGCACUCAGCACCCGCUGCUGACCACGGCCAGGGGCCUUGUCCAUGACAGCCGGCACAACCUGCAGUUGAGGGGACUGGUGGUGCUGCUUAUUUCCAAAGCAGCUGGGCCCAGCAGUGUGGAUGUCUCAUGUCAGAACUAUGACAUGGUCAGUGGGAUCUACUCAUGUCAAAGAAGCUUGGCAGAGAUCACAGAACUUAUCCAUACUGCUCUCCUUGUACAUCGUGGAAUAGUAAAUUUAAGUGAAUUGCAGUCUUCAGAUGGGCCACUGAAGGAUAUGCAAUUUGGAAAUAAAAUAGCCAUCCUGAGUGGAGACUUUCUUCUAGCAAAUGCCUGCAAUGGACUCGCUCUGCUACAGAACACCAAGGUUGUGGAACUUUUAGCAAGUGCUCUUAUGGACUUGGUACAAGGAGUAUACCAUGAAAAUUCAACUUCAACAAAGGAAAAUUGUAUCACAGAAGACAUCGGAAUAUCAGCUUGGAAGGAGCAGACUUUCCUCUCCCAUGGUGCCUUGCUAGCGAAGAGCUGCCAAGCUGCAAUGGAGUUAGCAAAGCAUGGCACAGAGGUUCAGGAAAAGGCAUUCCAGUACGGGAAGCACAUGGCCCUGAGUCACAAGAUCAAUUCUGACCUCCAGCCCUUCAUUAAAGAAAAGAGCAGUGACUCCAUGGCCUUUAAUCUGAACUCAGCUCCUGUAGUCUUACAUCAGGAGUUUCUUGGAAGAGAUUUGUGGAUGAAGCAGCUUGGAGAGGCUCAAGAAAAAGGAAGAUUAAACUAUACUAAGUUGCGAGAAACAAUCAAAGCUGGCAAAGGUGUGACUUCGGCUAUUGACCUGUGUCGUUACCAUGGAAACCAGGCCCUGGCGGCCCUGGAGAGCUUCCCUCCCUCGGAGGCCAGAUCUGCUUUAGAAAACAUUGUGUUUGCCGUGACCAGGUUUUCAUGACACCAAAUUUAAAAAAAAAAAAAAAAAAAAAAAAAAAGACCCCAUUGUUCCUUUCUGCUGAACAAACCUGGGCAAAGAGGUGAUAGGACAGCUUUUGUGAUGAAAAAUCUAAAUGUGUUAAUGACUUAAAAAAAAAAAAAACACCUUUUCCCCCUCCCUCUUAUCAU